This is a messenger RNA of Cuscuta epithymum, 3394 nucleotides long. Lineage: Eukaryota; Viridiplantae; Streptophyta; Magnoliopsida; Solanales; Convolvulaceae. The record is from the annotation of a GenBank genome assembly.
GGAAGGAGUACAUGACCCUGGUACAGGAGGAGGAUUGCUCGGUGAGGCAACUGGAACAAAGGUUCCGGGACUUGGCACGAUACAUACCUGAGUACGCCAUGGAUGAGAACCGCAUGGCUAAUCACUUCUGGGAUACCCUACAGUUGGAUAUCCGUGAUAGGGCCACCUACAAUCACCACAUGACUUUUAGUGAGAUUGUGGAUCAAGGGCUACUUGGGGAAGCCAAGUGGAAUGAAAGGAAGAAGAGAGACGCCGAAGAGGCGAAGAAAAGAAGAUGGGGAAAUUCUGGACCCCAAGACCAUUCUCGGAAACAUCACGCCGGGAAUGGAAGAUCAUUCAGGGCGCCGGAACCACCGGCAAAGAAGAGUAAGGGCCCAGGAGGGCAAGGGCAUAGCUCGGGGAGCGUGAGGCCACCAAGGUGUCCGAACUGUAACAGGAAUCACUCCGGGAAGUGCAAUGAACCACCCCGGUGCUACAAGUGUGGUAGCACAAGCCACCUCAAACUCUCCUGCCCAAUGUUGAGUGGAGGUGGGCCAUCGGGAGCUGUUGAGGCGCCUACGUCUGGUAGGGGUCGUGCGGGACCAUCUCAAGGCGGCACGGGAAGGGGCGGACCCACGGCCAGUAACGCCGCGUCCGUUAACCAAGGGAGGACCCAAGCACGGGUGUAUGCAAUGACCGAGGCCGAUGCUCGGGCCAACCCGGACUCUAUUGCAGUACUUCUAUGGAGUACUGACCCCUUCGGGGGCCCUCACAUUUUUCAGGUUGAGGCUAGAGUCCUGCCACCUGCACCUUUGCCCAGGGUGAACUCAAAUAAGGAAGACGUGGUUCGUGCUUCCAUUCUUAUUUGAAAUUAUGAAAUUGCUCAUGGAUAUUUGAACGAUGUUUUCUACUAAACUAUUGAAGGGCCUGCGUGCUCAUGUUUGCCACGUGUGGCUAAAUGUCAAACAUAUUUUAUUUCGGCAUUUGUUUGAUUUAUAUAUUGAUGUUGAUUGUAUGGGUUUACUAAUCGGUUUGGCGAUAGAAUCUAUCGGACGCCUUGUAUGAUUUGAUAAGAAUGAACUACGUUGUUCUUAUUGGGUUGUACGGCGGUUGUCUACGUGGCACGGAUGCGGUCCGGGGCGUGACAGAAUUGGCAAUGCUAUUUGAGGAUGGUAGGGAGUUUAAGAAUGCUAUGAUAAGGUAUGCAGUCCAUAAGAAAACAGACAUUUCUUUUGUGAAAAAUGAGCCUUUAAGAGUUCAAGUCAAGUGUGGUCCCACAUGUCCCUUUGGGUGCACUGUCAGUUGGGAAAGAAGAUACAAAUGCUUUCAAGUGAAGGUGUUAAGGCCAGACCAUUUGUGCAAUUCCAAGUUCAAAUUGAGGGUUGUUGGCCAGAAGUGGUUAGAGGACAGAUUUGAAGACAAGGUGACAGAAAACCCAUGCAUUGGUGCUGUGGAAUUCAAAUCCUUGGUCAAAGCUGAACUGAAGAUCAACAUUUCAAUAAGCAUGGCUACAAGAGCUGUGAGGGGAAUUCAAGAAAAAACAAAGGCAUCAUUUAAAGAUCAGUUUAAGAGAAUAAGGAAUUACGCUGAAGAGUGUUUGAAGUCUAUUCCUGGCAGCACUGUGGUAGUGAAGACUGAGAGGGUUGUGCCAGAUGGUCCCUCUAUAUUCCAGAGAAUUUAUGUGUGUUUUGGGCCUGUAAAAAAGGGUUUUGGAGAAGGAUGUAGAAAGUUAAUUGGGGUGGAUGGAUGUUUUCUAAAAGGCCAGCUGAAGGGUGAAAUUCUUACUGCCGUUGGAAGGGACGCAAACAAUCAGAUGUAUCCCAUUGCCUGGGCUGUUGUGGAAAUUGAGAAUAAUUCGUCUUGGACCUGGUUUCUUGAGUUACUAAAGCAAGACCUCAAUAUUGAAGAACCUGAAGACUGGACUAUUAUCAGUGAUCAACAAAAGGGUCUAGCUAAUGUGAUUCAAGAUGUAUUUGGAGGGGUGGAACACAGAAACUGUGCAAGACACAUACACGCAAAUUGGAGCAAAAAACACAAGGGUUUGGUUUUGAAAAAGCUUUUCUGGAGGGUUGCUAAGUGUACAUCUGAAGAAGAAUUGCAGGUUACUUUAGACGAGUUGGACAAACAGGACACACAGGCUGGACAUGACUUGCGCAAAUACCCUAUGAAGUUGUGGUGCAAAGCUUAUUUCCGUACAUCAGUGAAGUGUGACAGUGUGGACAAUAAUCUAUGUGAGGCAUUCAACAGCACUCUUCUUAGUUGCAGAUCAAAGCCACUUAUUCCAAUGUUAGAAGAGAUGAGGGUAGCAAUGAUGAAAAGGAUUGCAAGAAAAAAGAAAGCAGUAGACAAAUGGGCAGGAAACUUUGGUCCUCUAAUCUUGAAGAAGCUGAAUAAGAACAUUGUAGCCAGUUCAGGGUGGCAUGUUGACUUUAAUGGAGAUGAUGGGUACGAGAUUAAGAAGGGAAGACAUCAAUUUAAAGUCAAACUACAAGGAAGAUCAUGCUCUUGCAGAAGAUGGGAUGUAUCAGGUAUACCUUGUGCACAUGCAGUAUGUGCUAUACUGGACCAUGGUCAAAACCCUGAAGACUAUUUGGAAAGGUGCUACUCUAAAGAAAUGUUUGUCAAAACAUACUCACAUACCUUGCAGCCCAUCAAUGGUGAGAUGUUUUGGCCCAGGUCAACAAAUGAUGAAGAUAUUCGAGCCCCAUUGCCCAAGAAAAUGAGUGGAAGGCCAAAAAAGAAAAGAAUUCGUGAAGAAACAGAAGUUCCAUCGGGAACUCAGCUCUCCAGAAAGGGAAGAAUCAUGUGUUGUUCAGUUUGCAAACAAGAAGGACAUAACAGGUCAUCAUGUCCAUCCAACACUCAACCUGCACAGAAAGGGCUGAAGAGGGGUCCACGUGGACCAAGGGCAAGGGGAAGAGGGAGGGGACAAGGCAGUGCAUCAGUAACUGAGGAUGGUGGAAGAGGGAGGAAUACAACUGAAAUGGGGUCAAGUGUGAGAGGAAGAGGAGGUAUAAGAGGUAAAAAUAGAAAAAGGCCAACUGAAAGAGGCUUUGGUAUAUAUAAUGAUCCUGAAACUGGAACUACAAUCCUUAAUCCAGGACAACGGGGAGAAACAGUCUUGAGUGGUGAUGGUGCUCCAGAGUGAGAAGAUGAAGUCAAGGAUGUGAAGACCAUAAUAUAUUAGUCUACUGCAUAUGUAUUUAGGCCUACAUUGUUGUACGUUUUGGAAGUUUGGAUUACAUAGUCCUAACUUGUGUAGUGUACUACUUCUGUGUAGGCCAUUUUGAAGCCAACCUUUUGAAACAGAAUAUUGAAUGUUGGUAUGUUUUGGGAUGUAAACUUUAAAACUUAAUAUUGUGUGUUUUGGAAUGUUGUGCUUUGGUAUGUACUGGAAUUGGUAACUUAAUCUUCU